AUGGGACAAACUUCCUGGCAAGCUGUUGCAGAGCAAUACCAACGGCAGCGCACAUCUGCGAUACCAGUGCAAUGGGUUAUCCCACCCCAGAAAUUACAGGGACUUAAAGAGUCAACCACUCGAGUUCUUGAUGUGCUGUCAGAGCUGCUCCCGCAGCAUGUUUUACAGAUAACUCGCCACGGCGCAUCCGCUCUGGCCACCAAGAUAAGAGACCGGGAAUACACAUGCCUGCAAGUCACAGAGGCAUUUUGCCAACAAGCAGCAGUCGCGCAACAGUUGACCAACUGUCUCACGGAAAUAUUCUUCCAUGACGCUCUCAAGCAAGCUCGCCAGCUUGAUCACGUUCUUGAAACGACAGGGAAGCCGGUAGGACCAUUGCAUGGUGUGCCUGUGUCCGUCAAAGACCACUAUAACGUUAAAGGAUACCCAACUACUGCUGGAUACAUCUCAUAUGCCAAGAACGGCAUCAAAAAUGAAGACGCUCACAUUGUGCAAAUCAUGAGAAACGCAGGGGCUGUUCUCUACGCCAAGACGAAUAAUCCGCAGUGUAUGAUGGUCCUCGAAACGGUAAGUAACAUAUACGGACGCACUUUAAACCCAUGGAACACCAAUCUUGGUGCUGGUGGCUCUAGUGGAGGAGAGGGCGCUCUUCUCGCACAACGCGGUUCGCCGCUGGGGAUCGGGUCUGAUAUUGGAGGAUCAAUCAGGGUUCCUGCCGCGUUCAACGGUCUCUAUGGCUUUAAGCCAUCUGGGAAACGGGUUCCCACUGCCGGAUGGGAGUGUACCAUGACAGGUGCAGAGUCGAUCACCGCCGUUGCAGGGCCGAUGGGCCAUAGUAUCCAGGAUCUGGAGCUCUUUUUCCAGGUGGUUUCGGACUCGAAGCCUUGGUUGAAGGAACCUCUUCUUGCGAUGCCUUGGCAAUCACAGAUUGAAAAUCAUGGAGAUAAAAAGUUGAAGAUUGGGGUCAUGGUUUGUGAUGAGGUUGUACUGCCGCAUCCUUAUAUUACCAGAGUUUUGAAAGCGGUUGCAGAUCAGCUGGAACAGAAUGGACACGAAGUUUUUGGCUUCAAGCCCCAUGACCACAUGAGGGCAUGGGAUGACAUCCUGCUGCCGCUGUAUUUUACGGAUGGAGGUCUGGAUAUUAAGCAGACUCUUGCCGCAGGAGAGGAGCCCAUGCUCCCAUCUGCAAAGAAGCUGCUUGAUGAUCCCAAGAUUAAACAGCGGUCCAUACAUGAAGUCUGGAAGCUCAAUAUCGCUCGCGAUGUAUAUCGAACAGAGUACCUACAGAAAUGGGCCGAGACAACCAAGUCAGGCACCUCACACAAACCCAUGGAUGUUCUCAUUUGUCCGGUGGCGCCAUUACAAGGCACUCGUCACGACGUUAAGCCCUGGUGGGGAUACUGCGCACAAUGGAAUCUGCUCGACUACCCUAGCGGUGUGAUUCCCGUGGGUAAGGUCCUAGAGACUGACUUGUAUCCUGACGAAUACAAGCCUCUGAGCGAGCUGGACAAGGAGAAUAUGUUGCUUUAUGAUAAUGGACUCUACAGGGGAAUGCCAGUCUCUGUUCAAGUAGUUGGCUUACCGUAUCAUGAUGAAACAGUUAUGGGAGCAAUGAAUAUCAUAGACAAGAUUGUCAAUGCCUGA
Molecule: messenger RNA, 1644 nt
Organism: Pochonia chlamydosporia 170
Lineage: Eukaryota; Fungi; Ascomycota; Sordariomycetes; Hypocreales; Clavicipitaceae
Product: amidase
Exons: 5
Coding region: 1-1644 (547 amino acids)
Source: RefSeq, a predicted model, not a curated record